AUGAGUUCGUUAGUAGCAAUCAGCUCCAAUAACUUAGUUUCAACUUCAUUCAAUAAUCAACACAGACAUAGCUUUCCAGCUUCUGCUAAUUUCAAGAAUGUUGAGGUUGCUAUUCAAUCGAUCUCGAUGUACAACAGCCAGUUCAACGUAGAUAGCGUUGCUUAUUCCAAUAACAUUUUCAAGAUUGAAAUGCCUACCGCGGCUACUGUCUCUACGAUCAGUAUUACUCUCAAGGAUGGUAUCUAUAGCUAUACUGAUAUCAAUCGUAUGAUUCAGACUGCUUUGGUUAAUGUAGGAGCAUGUCUAGUUGAUCUCAAUGGCGAUAAUGUAUUUUGGAUUCAGCUUGUCGAGAACUCAACUUAUUACGCCGCUCAGCUCGAUGUCAGUUCCGUUCCUACAGCUCUUGGAACCUAUACUCGACCAGCUACUGGCUUGUAUAGUGCUACUGGAACAGGUCUACCGACUACUGGACGCGUUCCUCGGUUGAUCGUUGACAACGCUGCUUUCGGCAAGCCGAUCGGCUUUAGUGUUGGUCAAUACCCUUCUGCUUCGUCUACAGUCGCUGCAUCAUUCCUUAGUGAUCUAGCACCUGAGGUAAAUCCCGUUUCAGCUGACGUAGUGCGCUGCUCGCUCGUUAAUAAUACAUUCACCUCUCCACCUGAUAUUCUAACCGUAUUCAACAGCCAAGGGACGUCUGCUGGUCAACUAAUCGCUUAUCAGCCAAAUGAGUGCAGUUGGACGCGAGUUAAUGAUGGCUCUUACAGUACUAUUACCAUUACCAUCGUUGAUCAGCUGGAGAGAUUCAUCAAGUUUCGCGAUCCCAAUCUCUUGAUUAGUCUUAUCUUUCGCGAAGCACAGAAGUAA
Molecule: messenger RNA, 864 nt
Organism: Phytophthora sojae
Lineage: Eukaryota; Oomycota; Peronosporomycetes; Peronosporales; Peronosporaceae
Exons: 1
Coding region: 1-864 (287 amino acids)
Source: RefSeq, a predicted model, not a curated record